This is a messenger RNA of Bombus huntii, 1489 nucleotides long. Its product is annotated as protein odd-skipped-like. NCBI's taxonomy places the organism in Eukaryota, Metazoa, Arthropoda, Insecta, Hymenoptera, Apidae. The record is from RefSeq and is a predicted model, not a curated record. The transcript is spliced from 2 exons. Bases 733 to 1311 code for a protein of 192 amino acids.
UUUUCUGAAAUCAAUUGCAAGCUUUUAGGAAACCAGGAUUUUUCACAUUUUUAAGAAGCGUUAUAAUUAUAUUGCUGAUCUUUAUACGUUCGUGCGAAAUUGAAAAGUACGCAAAUGGCGCAAAAUGCAUAAAAUGCGCUAAAAUAUACGUAUAUAAGAAAAUAAAUCUCGAUUAAAAUUUUAUUUCUUUGAUUAUGUUCGUAAAACUACAAACUUGUAUAAAAAUACGCAUUCUAGUUAUAAGUGUUAAAACAUUCGAUCUAGUCCUUAUCACAUUCAUGAAAACCUCCAUUUAACCAUUCGUUGUAUCAACAAACAUUCAUAUGCAAAACUUACCACCUACCACAUCCUCCGCGUAUUAAUAUAAUCCCCUUUUAUAAAUUAUACACUUUAGAGUGGACUGGUUGGGUCAGAGUGAUAUAAGCUUACAAGUUCUCGAGGAGUUCUACCGAAGUUACAUUUACGUUUGCAUAAUUUCACCGAAAAAGAUACUCUGUAGAAUGACAGGUUCGUUUGUUUAUGUGAUCCGCGAUCGCAACUAUUUCAAGGGGAUUUUAUAAAUAACCAUACACACGAUAUUCAGUGUAUUUUCGUAUUCUCGUUUAUUUUUGGGAGAUUUGUAAAACUGUUGAACAAAAUAAUUGAGUAACGAUUAUAUUUGCUGAGAAAAAGUCUUUUUCUCUGUACCCCUCCUUCUACUUCAAGCAUGUAGUAUUGACAAUAAGAUUGACAAUGGCUGAAAGUAAUCCAAAAGAGUUUUCACCAUGGUUAUCGGAGAAGACGAAUGCCGUGAAGGCGUUAGCGCGCGAACAGUGCGAAGCGGCGGUACAGCUGCAGCGUCAGCAGCAGCUGCAACAGCACCAGAACCAGCACCAGCUACAACAGCAACAACAACUACGUGGCCCGUUAACCAUCCACCAUGCUGGCUGCCCAACGAAAGUCGGGCCCGUGACGAACCAACUAAAUACCAGCCACGCAACGCACGGCCGAGCUGCACAGUACCAACACUAUCAUCACCAUCAUCAUCAUCGACACGUGUCAAUGUCUCCACCGCUCUUGUUGCUCUCAUCGCCAGCUCCGAUCGCGGCGACGCACAAUCAUCUGAACGUGAGCGGACACAGAAACGUGGUUACGCCACCGGAUACACCAGCAGAUAGAUCGCCACCGAGUCCUGGAAAUAAGCUAAAUAGAUCGCAGCAUUUGCCACGGGAAGCAACCGGCAGCGUCAGUCCUGGUCUUCCGGCUGCCACAUUGGAUCUAAGUAGCGCAGCAACCACCAAUAGUCCGCAUGAAUUGUCCACGUUAGUUUAGAAAUUUGGUCCGAACAUUAUAUCUUCACAUAGGAUUGGAGAUUAAUAGUUGAUAGUUAAUUUACACAUCGAUCUUUUUAUUUGUAAAUUGGGUCGUGGUUUAGAGUUGGUUUGUAAAAAUUCGGUCCUAAUUGUUAAAUGAUGAAUAUUGAUUAAGAAUAAUAGGCAUUGAUGUACCA